GUCCCCGCACCAUGCCGCUCCGCGGGCCCCCCGCCGCCCUCCUGCCCCUUUGUCUGCUCUGCCUCCAGGCUGCGCUGCCGCUCCGCGCCCAGCGCGGCCGCUACGCCGGUGAUAUAGUCAUACGAGUUGUUCCUGAGAGCGAGAGGGAAACGCAGAUCCUGAGGGCUGCAUUUAACAAGCUUAAGGUGGACCUGUGGCAGCCCAGCAGCCCCUUCUACAUCGUCGAAGGUACGGUCACCGACGUGCGAGUACCACAGAACACGUCCCGAAGUCUGCUGCCCUACCUCCAGCAAGCAAACAUCCAGUACACGAUUCUCAUAUCAGACAUACAGAAAGCAAUAGAAAACCAAACUGGACUGAGGUCACACAGGAAUCGAAGGUCCCUCUCUGGGUAUAACUACGAAACAUAUCACUCCCUGGAAGAAAUCCAGGGUUGGAUGCAUCAUCUGAAUAAAACUCAUUCAGACCUUGUUCACAUGUUCUCUGUUGGAAAAUCCUAUGAAGGAAGACCACUGUUUGUACUCAAGUUAGGUAAAAGAUCACGGCCCUACAAGAAAGCUGUUUGGAUAGACUGUGGGAUUCAUGCAAGAGAAUGGAUUGGCCCUGCCUUUUGCCAGUGGUUCGUGAAAGAAGCUCUUCAGACAUACCAGACUGAUCCUGCCAUGAGAAAGAUGCUGACUCAGCUGUAUUUCUACAUCAUGCCUGUAUUUAAUGUGGAUGGAUAUCAUUUUAGCUGGACAAAUGAUCGAUUUUGGAGAAAAACAAGAUCAAAGAACACACGGUUUCGGUGUCAUGGUGUUGAUGCUAAUCGCAACUGGAAAGUGAAAUGGUGUGAUGAAGGUGCUUCAUUUCACCCAUGCGACGACACCUACUGUGGUCCCUUUCCUGAAUCAGAGCCUGAAGUAAAGGCUGUUGCUCAUUUUCUCCGGAAACAUCGGAAACAAAUAAAAGCCUAUUUGUCCUUCCACGCAUAUGCACAGAUGCUGCUGUACCCUUACUCUUACAAAUACGCAACUAUUCCAAACUUCAGCUGCGUGGAAUUAGCAGCCUAUAAUGCUGUUAAUGCUCUUCAUUCAGCCUACGGUAUAAGAUACAGAUAUGGUCCUGCAUCUAGCACUUUGUAUGUGAGUUCUGGUAGCUCUAUGGACUGGGCCUACAAAAAUGGCAUCCCCUACGCGUUUGCAUUUGAACUGCGUGACACCGGCCAUUUUGGAUUUUUACUUCCCGAGACGCUGAUCAAGCCAACCUGCACAGAGACCAUGCUCGCAGUUAAAAAUAUAACUCUUCAUCUCCUGAAGAAAUGUCAUUGAGAGCUAUUUCUAGGAGCUGGAAGUGAGUGCAUUACUCCCAGUGCUGAUGCCUUUCAGUGCAUUCAGUUGCCAUUCUAAGCUUGGCCACUUCAAAAUUACAGAAGCUAAUGGGAAAUAUGGUGUUGUUUCUACCAGAUCCACUUGGCGGGAAAUCAAAAAAAUAAUUUAAUAUCUGCUCUACAAAAGCCCAUGCAGUUGAUAUACUAACGUAGUUACCAGUUUGGAGUAAAAUAGUCUGGUUUUUUUUGCAAUAAAGCUUUGAUUCUGCAACUCCAGUGGGGCAGGUCCAGGUCCACAUACAGGUGCCUGAAAUAAAACUCUACUUCCAGACAGUCCCUGGCCUUAGUCCUUUCCAUAACAGGAAGAAUUCCCUUAGUGGGGUCUCUUGAACCGAUGGAUAAAGCUUACAUUCACGUGUAUGUACUCUGUGACCCAACACAGGCCCGUGUCUAAUGUCAGUAAACGGCAUAUAUUGCAGCUGGCCGCGCUGCAAGUGGCAACGUGGCUUUGUUCUGCAUGUAUACAGACAUAUGUAUAUGCACUUUUGUCAUUUUUUUUUCAUGUAAUGCAAGAAUUUGACCCAAGGUUUGGGGGGACGGACUCAAAAUCAACAUAUUGCCUUUGAGAAAUGUAACUUUCCUAGACCUGUGUAAGAACGAUAAUGAAAUAUUAUUGAGAUAUACAAUACUCUGCUUUAUGGAGAGACCAUAGCUGACAAAGCAACUUGCCAUGACUUGGAACUUGGACGCAGGCAGUCGACUGGUGCAUCGGGGUUCUGCUGUAGUCAGUGUCUGCCCAUUUCCACCAGCUGAAGAUCUGGCCUUAAACUGUAAUUAACUGAUGUUAACUGAUGUUUUAUUUAUCGGUAUUCUUGCAGUGAGUUCUGUAGCUCUAUGGCUGUGUGGCUGUUCUUCUUGGAAGUCGUAUUUUUUGCAUGUUUUAAAGGAAUUAAUAAUAGAUUCUUAAGUGGGCCGGAGGUGAAAGCAGCAGCUUUACAGCUGAAAUACAGUGAAUAAGCACCAUGUUUGAAAGAAUAAUAAUGAAAGCACAGAGAAUAUAACAACUUGUUGAGGGUUUUUUGGUACUUUUAAAAUAGUA
Chroicocephalus ridibundus (black-headed gull) is the source of this 2408-nucleotide messenger RNA. RefSeq names its product carboxypeptidase A6 (gene CPA6). Gene Ontology annotation, biological process: proteolysis. NCBI's taxonomy places the organism in Eukaryota, Metazoa, Chordata, Aves, Charadriiformes, Laridae. The transcript has 11 exons. Bases 12 to 1310 code for a protein of 432 amino acids. The record is from RefSeq and is a predicted model, not a curated record. Gene Ontology annotation, molecular function: zinc ion binding; metallocarboxypeptidase activity.